Brassica rapa (field mustard) is the source of this 1856-nucleotide messenger RNA. RefSeq names its product tryptophan synthase beta chain 1. Gene Ontology annotation, cellular component: cytoplasm. The record is from RefSeq and is a predicted model, not a curated record. Gene Ontology annotation, biological process: L-tryptophan biosynthetic process. Gene Ontology annotation, molecular function: tryptophan synthase activity. Lineage: Eukaryota; Viridiplantae; Streptophyta; Magnoliopsida; Brassicales; Brassicaceae.
AAUUUUCGUAAAGUUAAUUCAUUCGAAAUCACUUUUUUUCACUUUGACAACGUUGUUUUUCAAAAUCAUGGGAGAGAGUGGUAAAGAUUAACAUGUUAAACAUGUAAAUUCCAAUGGAUGAUGCAUAACAAAAAAACAUAUACCCCUCUACUCACUAUAAAAAAGGUACUCGUCAACACAAAUGUUUAAGAAAAGUCACUAAUAUAAUAAAACAUCAGUACUUCCACACAAAAAGAGAGAGAAACAUGUCGUCGACCAAAAUCCAAAUACGAGGGCAACCCCUUUUUAAGGUUCUGACAAGAAACCACCGUAUGAUAAACUCUGUUGUUUGUGGAGUUCCCAUCAAAAGACAACACCGUGUAAGCAAUGUACUCCGUACGAGUGAUCCACCGUUGGGUUCUGUCCCAACAAGAACAGACGAGAGCCAGUUUCUUCGUGGCGAUGGUAACGGUAGAUUCGGGAGGUUCGGUGGAAAGUUUGUACCGGAGACAUUGAUGUCUCCCCUGAGAGAUCUCGAAGAUGAAUUUGAUUUUGUUUUGAACGAUCAUGAAUUUCAGGAGGAGCUUACUACAGCGUUAAGAGACUACGUAGGAAGAGAAACGCCUCUCUACUUCGCCGGACGUUUAACCGAACACUACAAGAACAUAUCUCAAACCACCGGAGGUGGACCCGAAAUAUACCUGAAAAGGGAAGAUCUUAGCCACUGUGGGUCCCAUAAAAUCAACAAUGCUCUCGGUCAAGCGAUGAUUGCCCGGCGGCUUGGUUGCAAGCGUGUGGUGGCAGCAACAGGAGCCGGUCAACAUGGGGUCGCCACGGCGGCUGCUUGUGCGAAGCUCUCCAUUGAGUGUACUGUUUUCAUGGGAACCACUGAUAUAGAGAAACACUCCUCUAAUGUACUUUCCAUGAAACUGCUUGGUGCUCAGGUGAAAUCAGUUGAAGGAACAUUUAAAGAUGCAAGUUCAGAGGCUAUUCGAAAUUGGGUUGGAAACCUAGAAACCACAUACUACUUAUCCGGGACGGUGGUAGGACCCCACCCAAAUCCGUUAAUGGUACGCGAGUUUCAAUCCGUGAUUGGGAAAGAGACAAGAAGACAAGCAAAACAACUAUGGGGUGGUAAACCUGAUGUGUUGGUGGCUUGUGUGGGGAGUGGCUCAAACGCAUUGGGACUGUUCCAUGAGUUUCUUGGGGAUGAGGAUGUGCGACUAGUCGGGGUAGAGGCCGCGGGACUGGGUCUGGAUUCAGGGAAACAUUCAGCUACUUUGGCCGUUGGAGAUGUUGGUGUGUAUCAUGGCUCCAUGAGCUACUUAUUGCAAGAUGAUCAAGGACAGAUCCUUAAACCACAUUCCAUAGGAGUAGGAUUAGAGUAUCCCGGAGUUGGACCAGAGAUUAGCUUUCUGAAAGAAAGCGGAAGAGCCGAGUUCUACACAGCAACAGACCAAGAAGCCGUUCAAGCGUGCAUGUUAUUGAGUAGAUUGGAGGGAAUAAUCCCAGCUUUAGAAGCAUCUCACGCGCUGGCGUUCCUCGACAAACUUGUUCCUACUCUGCGCGAUGGUGCCAAAGUGGUCGUGAAUUGCAGUGGCCGUGGUGACAAAGAUCUAGACACUCUCAUUCAACGAGGCAUGCCUUCUUCUCUUUGUUGAUUCACCGAGAUGCCACAUUAUACUUGCAAUCGAAUGGAAGCAAUCACAACCAUCACUAUGAAUGAAAUAUAAAUACUAUCUAUUAUUUCAACCUACCAGUUACCUAGUGUAAUUUUUAGAUGCUUUUUGAUAUUUAUCAAUUAUCGUCAAUUAGUAUCUUUAAGUAUUAAAAUUUGUUGUUACUAAUAAAUAAAAUAAAUCUCUCUAUGUGAUAAA